GCAACCCAUCCCAAGUUCAACCAACACGCUUCUCUCAACAAACAGACCUCUCCUCGUAGGCGGCAAGCGAUUCCUGUGUGCUAGCGGUGCUCCUGUCCCGACUAGAACCGCAUUCCACCGCCGAACACGUAAGCCUGCCAUGGACAAGGCACCUUGCGAUUGGGUCACAACACUACUAUUAGCUUUUCAUUUAUUAAUCCACAAACGCACGCCUUAGUUGAGUCCGAGCGAGCCUGCUUUUUCUCGCAGCAGCAGCAGCAGCAGCAGCGGCGAUGGCGGAGGCGGUCGCGGUGGUGCGCGCGAAGAAGCACGCGGAGGCGAACGGCGCGGGGGAAGUGUCGCUGAUGCGGUCCGAGAGUUUGCUGGAGGAGAAGUUCGACGCGUACGAGGCGGCCAACUACCGCAUGUGGGUCCGCUCCAAGUCGGACGCCGCCGGCAGCUUCAAGGCUCCGAAGUCUCGCAGCAGCAAGAAGCACAACUUGGAUUUCCUCGAUAGCUACGGCUUCUCUCCGCACAAUGCGGAGCUCAUGACACGUGUCGCGAGCACAUCGUUCAAUCCGUCCGACUCCGUCGCCGAGGAGGACCCAGACGACGGCGAGCAGGGUUAUGGCGACGACGGUGACGAAGGGGGAGGUCGGGCGGGGAGGGGAGCGGAAGAAGGGGGCGCUGGCGGAGCGGGGAGCGGAGAGGUCGGCGGAGAGGGGUCGGGGGCGGAAGGCGCGAGGGACAGCAGCAGCAACAGCAGCAGCGGCAGCAGCCACAGCGCUGCGGACGACGACAGGGGCUUGCGAAGCUUCCUAAGGAAAUGCAGACCGAAGGGCCGGCGGGCGAGCAGCAAGAGCGACGAGGGGAAGAGCGGAGAUGGCGCCGAGGGCGGAGAGGGGAAGGCGUCCGAGGUCGGGGGUCGUCUGGCGCGCAGUUUGACGGCGGAUGCAGCGGGGACGACCAUGGCGCGGAGCAUGGAGGAGGGGAUGGGGGGAGGCAUGGGGGAGGGCGUGGAGGAUGACAUGGCGGAUGGCAUGGGGCGGUCGGCGAGCGAAGUGCUGCAGGACGCGGAGAUGGACGAGAUGGACAGAGAGGUGCUGCAAGAGGCCUUCACCCGCGUGCUGGCGUUGGAGCAGCGCGUGCGGCACUACCGCGACCUGGGCGGCUUCGUGGUGCUCAUGGCGCUCUUCAUCGCCAUCCUCUACCUCCAGGCCGACUCCUCCAGAAGCUACCAGAUCACCGCCGCCCACUCCGUGCUCUACCCGCCUGGCAUGAGCCAGGACGCCUCCAACACCUUCGCUAGCAAGGCUGACUUCUACGACUGGCUCAACAACACCGUCAUACAGAACGUGUGGGCGGACCUCACGUGUGGCGACGGCUCGUGCCACCGCCCCUUCCAGUUCCCGGCGUUUGGUCGGUUUGGGUGCGAGGCGGACUGCGGCACGUUCCCCAACCUGACGUCCGUCGUCGUGCGGUUCUCGUCCCAGCUUGACACCCAGCUGGCCGCAGAGGAAUCUUCCUGGAACCUGUGCAUGGUCAACCCCGUCUCCCUCUGCUGGUACGAGUCGUUCCAGUUGUUCCCGAGGGGCGAGGCGGACCUGUCGAUUCCAAUGGACAUACCGGAUGGCGACUGGACGGUGGUGCUCAACGCGCCCUCGGGGGGCAUCCGCGGCACCGUGCACGCGCCCCCUCCCGGCACACGGCACUUCUCCGUCAUUGGCUCUGCUAACACCGUCGAGCUCGCGGCCUGGGGGUACUGCGCGCACGAUGAUGACGUGGAUGACGCCAAUGGGACGGGGCUCCCUGGCUCGACAGACGUCUGCCGUGAUACGUGUGUGAGCCUGGUGGCGUGCCUGCCAGCAGCGUGCAGCCGUGCAUUCACGGAGAGGGAGGUGGCAGGGGCGUUCGUGGACUGUGCUCGCAUGUGCAUCGUGUCGCCCGCCACCAUCACCGGAUACAGCAACGCAUCCUGCCCCAUCUCGGACAUAGCAUCAAUAUUCUCCAACACGCCAUGCAACAUGUCAGGCUCCAACUCACCGGCUCACACGUUUCGCAUCCACCGCCGCCGCAAGGCGCUGUAUCGCUUCCACCGCUCGCGCACCUACUCCCACUGGCCCUCCCCACCCGCCGCUCGCCCCUCCGACGCCGCCUCCCUGCCCCUCGCGGCACCAGUGCACGCUGCUGCUGCUUCUGCUGCUAUCACUGCACGGGCAGUGCAGCAAGUGCCGGGAGCACAGAGAGCAGCAGUGAGACCACCAGCACCACCAUCUCCAACACCACCACUAACCUCCUCCUCCUCAUCUUCAGCAUCAACAUCAGCAUCAGCAUCAGCAGCAGAAGCAGCAGCAGCAGCCAUGAGGGCAGCUGGAACAACAACAGAAGACCCCUCUCUCCCCUCGCCCUGGUCGCUCCUGGGCGCCACGGACAGCCAGCGAAUGACAGCGCUGCAGGUGGCGGUGUCUCGAGCGCUCUUCACCAUGGCCAAGGACCGCUGCCUGGCCGGGCGGGCACCGGGAUCAGGGGCGAGGCCCCUGGAGGGAGGCGCAGGCAGCGUGAGGCCGCGCAUUGUGGCGUGCCUGUGCACGGUGCUGGGAGGGCCGGCCGCAGGCAUGGAGGAGUGCCGCUUCACGGAUGAGGCGGGGCGGCACGUGGUGGCGGCGGGCGACAUGUACGCGUACCUGCAGCGCACGCAUGUGAGGGGCGGCCGCGUCAUCUCCUCGCAGCACAUGCGGCGCUUCGUGCAGACCGUGGUGGCGGCACUGCUCUCCGUCACACCCAUGGCCGACGCCUCUGCUGCGCGCCUCAACUCGCUGCUCCACGCCUUCGACGACGCCAUCAUCACCUCGCAAGCCGUUGGAUGCUCGCAAGGCGGGGCGUGGCUGCAGUGGCGCGCGGGUGUGAAGCACAACACGACCAUCCAUGUGGGGGACAAGGUCACAUGGGUGUGGGAUGACGACCUCCCGCACUCCCUCAGAGUGGCGGGGAUGGGCGAGGCGGGUGACCCUUUGUUUCACGGUUUCGGAGGGAAUCGCCUGGCGGUGGCGCGGCAGCUGGCUUGCUCCCCCAUGAACGCUGGCGAGGGGGAUGCCAGCGACGACCCACUGCCGUGCGUGCUCACUAUGGACAGCGAUCCCGCAGGCUCCUUCUCCUACAGCAAGCUGUUUGAGCAGCCUGCCACCAUCUACUACCAGGACGGCGCUCUGCCAGGGGCUGCAGGAGACUCCCUCGUGUCCUCCUCCUCCUCCUCCUCCUCCUCCUCCUCCUCCCUGUCGUCUGCCAGUGUUCUCACAGUGAUACCUGCUCGGGCAGGAGCUGAGACUGCUGGUGUCGCCAAUGCCACUGACGCCAGCAGCAUCUCUAGCACCGUCACCACCUCCACCAAACUUGCUCCCACCACCCCCUCCUCCACCCCCCCGGCGGUCUACUUCUGUGCGCCGGGGUGUCGGCUGCAGCGGCUGGCCAACGGGGUGUGCAACGCGGCGUGCAACGUGCCCGCGUGCGCCUUUGACGGCGGCGACUGCGCGUGUGUCGACCCGCUCUUCGGCCCGGGCAUCUGCUCCUGCCCCCCCGGCCACACCCGCCGCGACGACGGCUCGUGCUGUCUGUCGACGGCGGUGGGAGCCAACCUCAACUUCCCCUUCUCGCUGCAGCGCUACGGGCCGAACUACAGCGAGAGCAACUACGCCUUCGCGGCGGAGAGAGGCUACCCGGUCACCCGCUUCAUCUCUGCCCGAAACCGUCUGCUGAUAGGCAUGGUGCUGCAGCAGGACCGGUGGGGCACAAAGGUCUGCAGCGGCCAGGGAGUGCUGCACCUGGCGGGGUGGUGCAGCAACGGCACGUCCAGGGAGCCGUUUGGAGUGAACCCGCACUUCCUGCCCACGUCAGCCAUCUACGACAGCGCAGCCACUGCCAACAUGAGCCAGCUGGACAACAACACUUUUGGCUUUAAGCUCAAGUUCAACCCGCAGGGGCUGCCCUACGGAUUCAUCUACCCCAUCGAUUCGCUCUCGGUCUACCCUCUGGUGUUUGACAUCAAUCUCGACUACGAGGCGGCCACGAGGCGUCUUCAAUACCUGGUGGAUGGAAGCUACAUCGACAAUGGCACGCGCGGCAUCGACGUCAGCUUCAUAACCUUCAAUGGCGAGUCGCGCACGUUUGUGGUGACCACGGUGACCUGCACAGUCAGCACAGGCGGCAGUAUGGGGGUGAGCUAUAAGUCGCAGCCCGUAGCCAUGGAGAUGUACGACGCGUCGGCGGACAACAUCGCGCGCCUGGUGCUGGAGAUUAUCUACGUGGUGGGGCUGCUGUGGAAUGUGUGCGGCGAGGUGCAGGAGAUGGCGGACCGCUCUGCCACUGAUGGCUCCGUGCUCAGCUACUUUGGGUCCGCCUGGAACUGGAUUGACAUUCUCUCCCUCACCCUGCAAGCAGCGGCGGUUGUCAUCUGGAUCAUCCUGUGGCGAUAUGUGGACUCGUUUGACAUGCAGCCGCGCUACGACAUCUACUACACGCUGCUGGAGAUGCCGCGCUACUGGGCCGUGCCCAACCCGCCCACGGGCUUCCUCAGCGCCUCCCAGGCCUUUCUGGACCUCCGCACCAUCAUCAACCUGCGUGCCCUCUACUUCGCCCUCCAGGGCAUCAAUCUCUUCUUCAUGAUGGUGCGUCUCCUCAAGGUCAUGGACUUCCAGCCCUACUUGGGGGUCAUCACUCGUUCCAUCGGCCUCGCCACGCCCUCCCUGCUGCACUUCUUCCUGCUGUCCUUCGCGGUCUUCUUCUGCUUCAGCAUGUACGGCUACCUCGUCUUUGGGGGCGCACUAGAGCAGUUCUCAACAGUGCUGGAGUCGAUGUUUUCGUGCUUCCUGCUGCUGCUGAAUGACAACUCCUCGGCCUACUUCUUCCAGCGCCUGGAGUCGUGGGACCUGAUCGCCGCCAUGCUCUUCUUCUUCAUGUUCAUUGUCUUCAUGGUCUUCAUCCUCCUCAACUUCCUCAUCGCCAUCAUCGUCGACGCCUUCAUGAGUGUCAAGGACGCCAACGCGUGCCCCACCUCCAUAGCGGCCGAUCUGAACCACAUAUUCAAGUACAAGUGGAACUGCUGGCGCGGCCACUACCUGCCGUACCGCCUCAUUCUCACCCGCCUCGUGGAGCUGGGAGCCAAGGACACGAGGGUACUCGAGUUGGACCACAGGAUGCGCCGCUUCCAGUCCAUGAGGCGGCGCGCAUGGGCGGCCUUCUCCCGCGGCACUGGCAGCACCUGCAAGCCCUCGCACUUCACACGGGCAGACAACCACCCCGCCUUCCCUGCUGCUGUGACCGUGUCUCGGGUGCGGCGGCAGCACGUGCUGACAGUGAGGGAGAAGCGCAUCGACGCCAUCUCCCUCGCCAUGAUCCUGCAGCGCCGCCAUGACAGGGGGGCUGCCCCCCAAAAGUCCGACCCGUCGCCCUGGUGUUCGCGAGAGGUGUGCUUGGCCGAGGGGGAAGAGGAGGCGGGGCUGGAGCAUCUGUCGCAGGCGCUGGUGCUGCAGUGCGGCGAGGUGGUGCGGCAGGCCGCCCUGCCGGUCAAGAAGCCCGUGCAGAAGCUCAGCCUGCUGCAAAUACAAGAGGAGUUGGUGCGCAGCCAGGCGAGGGUGGAGGAGCUCAAGGCCAUGAUGGGCGACAUGCAGGCCAUGAUGCACCACCUUCUUAGCCGCACACCCCCCGCUGCGGCUGCUGCCGGGGAUGCUGCUGUGGGUGCUGCUGUGGGUGCUGCUGUGGGUGGUGCUGUGGGCGGUCUGUCAGCGCCCACCAUGUGGCGUGCGUCCAUGCAGCCAUCACCCCUCCAUGGAUCCACCACACAGUCAUUGCGGGGGCAGCGGCCACCGGAGCAAGCGGCGAGUGAAAGGGAGGUGCAGGCAGGUUGCAGCAAUGAGGGGGCAGGUGGAGGGGCAGGUGGGGGGGCAGGGGAUGGAGAGGCAGCAGCAGAGGGCUCAAGAGAUGGUUCAGGCGUUGGUGCAGUAGGCAGAAGUAGAAGCCCGAGUCAGGGCUCAAAACGCGGGUCGGGUAGACGGGUGUCAUUUUACGCCGCUCCAGGUGAUGGCGAGAGCUCCUUGGCUACAGAGGAGGGAUGGCAACAGCAGCCAUUGAUAUAAAUGCCUUGUAAAUUGCAUUGAGCGAUGUGUUUAGGCUUCAGUUGAGCCUUUCUACACCAAGUAGGACGGUAGCUGUAUUGUGUUGAUAAGCUUCCUUCGUGGUGUUUUGUGUUUUGUGGUUUGUCAGCCUGGCGUGGAUGAGACUUGACAUG
Messenger RNA from Closterium sp. NIES-67, 6259 nucleotides. Lineage: Eukaryota; Viridiplantae; Streptophyta; Zygnematophyceae; Desmidiales; Closteriaceae. The record is from the annotation of a GenBank genome assembly.